Labrus bergylta (ballan wrasse) is the source of this 4930-nucleotide messenger RNA. It is a transcript of the gene mtdha, whose product is annotated as metadherin a. NCBI's taxonomy places the organism in Eukaryota, Metazoa, Chordata, Actinopteri, Labriformes, Labridae. The record is from RefSeq and is a predicted model, not a curated record. Gene Ontology annotation, molecular function: transcription coregulator activity. Gene Ontology annotation, cellular component: nucleus. Gene Ontology annotation, biological process: negative regulation of apoptotic process; positive regulation of angiogenesis; regulation of transcription by RNA polymerase II.
CCACUCCUCCGCUAGCAUCAUAGACUGUAAGGUUAGCAUCCUGUUAGCAUUUAGCUAACCGUUAGUAGUGUUUACGCGAUAUCGAAAGAUGGCUGGAGACCUGAAAGGCUUGGCGCUGGAGAAAGCCGAGCUGCUUUCCACCCAUUUGAGGGAGGCCCUGUCGCUGGGUAAUGAAUAUGUUCGGGCCCAGUUCGGAAUAGAUUUGGACCUGAAGCCUGAGCAGUACCCGACGUGGGUCAUCCUGUCCACGGCCGCUGUGGGGGUGCUGGUGUUACUCAGCCUGUCCUGGGCCGCUCUCUGUGGCCGGCUGCUGGUCAGGAAACAGCGGGGAUCCCCGAUCACCCAGGGCGGCGCUGAGCCCGACAAGGCCAGUGUGGCUAAACCUGCCAAACCAGAGGAGCAGAAGAAGAAGAACAAGAAGAAAACACCUGAAAAGAGGACUCAAUCCAAUGGACAACCAGUGACUGGAGCCCAGGAGGAAGUUAAAGUGGCUGAGCCCGUUUCUAAGCCCGCCCCGCUGAUCAAAACCGAGAAGGUUCAAGUGGUACUGGCUCCAGCUCAGGUGAAAAAGAACAAAAAGAAAACUAAGGCGGAUGUGAAACCAGUCCAGCAUGUGUCUACGACUGUUGGAAAGGAGCCUGAUGAUGGUGCAUGGGAGACCAAAGUCAGUAACCGAGAAAAGAAGCAGCAGCGAAGGAAGGACAAGGGCCCAGAGGACUCUGGUAGCCCUGGAGGGGUGGAUGCCUUGAAGACCAAUGUGGAGGCCCCUGUAGCAACAGCACCUACCAACACCAAGAAGAGCAAAGGACACAACGAGUCAUUGCAUUCAAGAACAACUGGAAAAGGGGAUGCACCCAGUGGAGCUGUGCCUUCAAGCUGGAGAGAGGAGCCUUCAGUGAAUGGCGGAGGUUGGACUGACAUUUCUUUGAUCCCAGGUCAGAUGGGUGCGAUGGAGGGAGCCAAGUGGAGCGCCAUCCCAGCGACUACACUCUACAGAGCCCCACCUAAGCGCCAGUCCUGGGCCCAGGAGACCCAAGCAGCAUGGAGUGGCAUCGAUGGCCGGAUGAAGACUGACCUCAACCCUGUGACCUUUUCCAUGCUGGGACGAAACACCACAGACCCAAUAUCAAAUUCAAUUGAGCUUCAGUGGGCAAGCAGCCCAGAUGUUGACGAUGAAUGGUCUGGAUCCAAUGGGACUGCAUCAGCGGACCCCAGCUCUGACUGGAAUGCUCCAGCCGAGCAUUGGGGAAACUACGAGGAGCCUCCUGUGUUGCUGACAUCAGCACCUCCACCAAAGGAACAGCCUGUCUCACACAAGGUAUCGGAGGAUGAGAAGGAUGCUGAGGACCCCUCUGACGGGGCAGCCAAGUCAAAGAAGAAGAGGAAAAAGAAGAAGAAAACCGAGGAGGAGUCUGCCCCUGAGGCCCAGACGCUAAGCACAGCGCCCCUGGUCGAUACAGUGGUGAAACCCCAAGAGCUGCCUGUGCUGGCUUCUAAGAAGCAAAAUCCAAGCAUAUCCUCCUCUCAGAAGAAGUCUGAGCCGACUGUGGAGCCUCCGAAGCCCUCCCAGAAGAAGAAGGCCCGAAGGGAAACAUGAAGUCUCAUGACAGGUCCAGACAGAGCAUAUGCAAAUGAUUGUUAACUGUGUCACAUGCAAUAACUACCAGGUACAGAGCGUCUUUCAGAGAUACAUCAACAGUUUAUCAGUUCAUGAAACAAAGAGAAAACAAGCAGUGGAUAAUAUCUGCUUGACUUAACAAAGAGAUGAAAUGUGGUCCUAUGGACUGAAAACUUAACUAAUUUGCACUAUUUGCUACUCUGCAACCAGGUUGGAGUUUAGGGGAAGUGGUGGCAGUGAAGGUACAUGUUCAUUCAAUAAAUAUUAUUUUUAUCACAAGUGUUUUUUUCCACCCAUUGUUUAACUUGUGGUAUUAUAAGUUUAACUGUGGUAAACCUGAAAAUCCAUCACGGUUUUUUUUUCUACUAUGAAAAUAAAUGCCACAAGAAAAACAAACAUAUUUAUUCCCCAGACAAAUGCACUCUGUAUUUUCCCCACAUGCCCAUAAGACCACAAAUAUUAACGAUUGAAUUAGGUUAGCGUAAGCUACAUUUUACGGCUGGUCUUGAAAAGAAUUGGUUCUGAUUUUUUUCUAAUCUAUCUCAGUACAGAAUCACAAGCCUGCACUUAACAUCUUCGGAAAAUGGGCUUAAAAUAGUCCAAAUGCAUUCAUGAUAAACUUAAGAGCUCAUCAAGCAUCCAGAAAGAAUCUGAGUAAAAAUGAACUUUUCUCCUACAGAUCAAACGCAGCUCAUUUUUCUGUUGAGACUAUUCAUUUUAACUUUGUAGACACGACGCAUGUCAUUUUGAUCAGCUUCUUUCUGGCUCCACACAAAGUAAUGACACAUUGACUAUUAGCAUUGUUCACCCCUUUAUAAAAUGUUUGAGCCACCUGUGUAAGAAUCUUAGGUGGAAAUAGAGGCCCCCUUUUUUUAAAUUAUUACUUUCAGAUGGUAAAAAUAGUGAUAGCUUACAAAGUGCUUUGUUAUCCAUAUUAUAGUAAGCAGGUAGAAUACACAAUGCAUUGAUUAGAAAACUGAACUUGCUCAGCAGAAGCUCGAUAACCACAGCCAAUAUUAGACAUCAAUGAUGAGUACUAAAUUCCUACAGCGAAAAAAUAAAUGUCAGUAACACUCGUCUUUAACCAUUCUUACACAUUGCUCUUGCUUGCUUGAAAUAGCUGAAUAGCUGCUGUGUGACUGUUCUUAUGAUUGGCUUGUGGAAUCAGUUUAAAUCUCAUAAUUAAUGUUCAAGAAUGACAAUGCCCAGGUCAAACCCAACGUGAGGAAACGUUUCAGAAACUUAAAUGUCAAUAUUUCAAAAGUAGUUUGAAGCCUAUUUCUGAGAUCUUUAAAUGUUAAUUAUUGUAUAUGAAGACCCCCCCGCUGCCCCCCCCCACACACACACACACACACACACACACACACACACACACACACACACACACUUUUUCCAUCCACAAAGUGCAACUACAAUGACGGAAACAGGUCGCAAAAAUCUGCAGUGUUAGCCAAAUCCAUCACUUUUUUUGUGUCCCCACACACGUCUUAGUCUCAUACAUAGUUUUGUUGCCAUAUCAAAACCAUAAAAAUAAAUCAACAUUUCACCCCACAAAACAAAGACAGGCUCUUGAAAAUGAUAUCCCUGACUGCUGAAGCCUUGUAUUCAAUUUUGAACAUUGUAAAUUGAUUUAAUGCCCUAUUUAUUACAUUUACAGUGUAAUCAUUUUACUACAGAAUCACCAUAAAGUUAGUUUGGGAAACAUAAAUGAUCAACAGUGACCUUUAACUUUAUCAGAAUACAAAAGAAAUGUGAACUUCAUCCGUUACCUAUCCGUAGUGGCAGCUGUUGUCAUGGUGAAUUCUAAUUAAAUCAGAACAGCGCAGUUUGAAGUGUCCUGAAGACAGAAUCUUCUCAGUCUUUUUCCUACAGUUUAAACCACCACUUGACUGUCCAUUCGGUGAUGGGUUGUUCCAAAGAGUUGUAGUUUUGACCAAAUAUUGUUAAAUGCACUGCAGUCUGAGGGUCAGAGCCGGCUUGAAAACACUCAAGAAGUGUUUUUUAGAAAGUUUGUUAAAAUUAUGAAGUCACUUCGGAGCACACCAACAGCUGAAAAGACACAAUUCCGUCUGAUAUCUAAUUCCAAGAUGUCCAUAUUUAAGUUUGAAAUGUGGGCCAUUGUGAACAGAUUCUGGCUUUACUUUGGGGACUGUUGCUAACGGCUAUGUAGAGAGCACAGUAUCUAGUAUGAACCACCAGGGGGCACUGUAACGUGAAGUAAAGAUGGAGUGGGUUAAUCCCAUAAAUCAGUAGCACUGAUCUUUUGUCUCUCCACUUUUAUCAUUCUGAGUGCAUCUGUUUUUACCUGACUAAACUGUGCGUUGAUUUUCUAGAGACUUAACUGUCCCUUUUUUUUGCAAUCUAUGAAUUGUAUUUUUUUUUUUUUUUAACAGCAUUUUCUUCCAGUUUCUGUGCUAGAAAAGCCAUGCCAUAUGUACAGAUUGUAAGGGCUUUUUCCAGUUCUGUGAUUGCACUGUGCAAAAGGCAGCAAGGAGUUCCUUUUUGAUGUCAAUGACUUGUUUUGUACUACCUUUUUUUUGGAAUGUGAAAUGUGUAACUUUUUGAGGUUUGCACCUGAGUUCCAGACUUUAUGAUUUCGGGGCGGGGGGGGAUGUUUGGGGUUAACAAUGAAAACAUAGAAAUAUGAUAAGGAGCAGCUUUAAUUUUACAUCAGAGUUGGUUUAAAACAAGACACACACAUACACGAUUACACAUAUUUAACAUAUAUUAAACGGAAUCUAAUUCCAUUGCCUUAACCUGUAGUUGUAUAGAAAGUACAUUGGCAUCUUUUUUUUUUUUUUUUAGAGUUUCCAUCCAGUUGCAAGUUUUGAUGUCAGAAAGUAAUUUCAUCUUGCAUGUCUUUGAUAAUAGUACUUGUGUACAUGAAAUAAGAACGAUCUCUUGCUUUAUCUGUAAGUACUUGUUCCUGGAGUACAACUUAGUGUAUAUACUGUACUAGCUUUUUAAUGAGACAAACUGCAGCUCUUUCUGUGCGCCUCGGAUGGAGCGGACAGUAACAGGAUUGUGUUUUUAGGCAAAGAGUCUUAGAGCAUCAACAUGUUGAUCAGAUGGUAUUGAUACAUAGUGUUUGGUAGACCUGAUAGAACAAAAUGAUAUGUCGCUGUGGCUUCAGGCAACCUUUUUUUUGUUUUUGUUAAAUUUUUACUGAUGAUUAAAAUCCAAUCUAUGUAUUUAUAUACUUGUCUCUAGAAAGCAGUUAUGUGAAUGAUUUUGUUUAUUGAGAAGAUAUAAAUAAAAUUUCUAUGUUUGUUUGGUAAAGAUGAAAAAUAAAUAAGAAUUGCUUGAUAUCAA